Molecule: messenger RNA, 888 nt
Organism: Telopea speciosissima
Lineage: Eukaryota; Viridiplantae; Streptophyta; Magnoliopsida; Proteales; Proteaceae
Exons: 2
Coding region: 1-888 (295 amino acids)
Source: RefSeq, a predicted model, not a curated record
AUGGAUUCCGAAAACCCCUCUCAGUCUAAGACAAGAGACAUUGCAACAUGGACUAAUGAAAUAUCACACUUUUUCCUAGAGUGUCUCUCACAGCAACAUAGACAUGGGAGAAAUGGAGACAAUGGCCUCAAGAGAGAGCAAUGGCAAGCAAUCUCACUCAAGAUUAAAGAUCGUUUUAACACAACUUAUGAAUGGGAGCAAUGCAAAAACCACUAUAGGAUAUGGAAAGCUAGACUGAAAGCAUUGUUUGACUUACAAAACAAUUAUGGAUUAGGUUGGAAUGCGAUAGAGAUGAGAUUUGAUGCACCACAACAUGUUUGGGCUGAGUUUAAGAAAAAGGAGCAAAAGUAUUGGAGAAAUACUAAAGUACUUCCCAUUUACUUAGAAGUUGCAGUAUGGUUAGGCAACGAACUUGCAAAUGGGAAUGCUUCAACCACCCCAGCACAAGCUGCUGCUGCAGUUGCUGGACUUGAUACCUUAGUCCUUAGUGAUGAUGGGGAGAGUCAAAAUGAAGAAACUACAACUCACACUCCUGUUGGAAGUUCCACUUGUAGACGUGGUAGACCUCAAUCAACAGGCACAAGUAAGCCACAGAAGAAGAAGAAGAAGAAGAAGAAGAAGCAAGGGGCUGAGAAAGUUGCAAGUCCUCUAAAAGCUAUUGCUGCAGCCAUCACGAAUAUGGUGCAGAAUGAUUCACAAGUAGCUUUGGGAGACAAAAUCAUUGAUGCAAUUGAUGUUAUCCCAGACAUUGACUUCCACAAGCAAGCCGUUGCCAAGUCUUUUUUUCUGGGAAAUAAAGACUUAGGCCUCGCCAUCAUACGAGCAAAGGUGGAAGAUAGGCUGGAAUUGGUGGACUUGUAUAUGUCAACAGCUGGGAGAACCAAUUAA